AUGCCUUCGUUGGAAAUCCCCACCUUUGAGCAGCUCAAACUGAAGCUUAAGGCCACCCCGGCCCUCUCUGUGGGUAUCAUCAUCUUCUCCACUCUUUUCUACAUGGUUUACCCUCCUGAAUCAAAGGCACUUCUUCUUUCACCAUGGUCACCUUAUGAUUUGAACUUGAACGCCAUCUCCUUCUACAUUUUCCCUCAUGUCAAUAUCAUUCACUUGACUAUCAAUCUUUUCUGUUUGUUCCCGUUGCUCUCCAGGUACGAAAAGACCCACGGAACCGUUUACACCGGCGUGACGUUGAACAUUGUUGCUGUGGUGACUGCUCUCCAAUAUGCAUUGGUGGGAAUGUUGUUAUACCCUAACCAGCAUGUGGGUGGAUUGCUGGGAGAGUGUUUCACGUUCUUGACCUACUACUGUUACAAAGAACACGUGUCGAUGCCUGUGAUCUACACGUUCAAGUACAACGGUAGAGAAGUGCUGAUUCCUACACUUUACUUCCCCUUUGUCAACUUGCUUGUGGUGACGAUUUUGGUGCCUUCUUCGGCUCUCUUUGGUCACUUAGCCGGCAUCAGCACCGGCUACUUGUUGGCUACAGACAGAAUUAACUUCAUGUUUCCCCCACUGAAGGUUCUCAUGUUCAUCGAGAAGCACUUGGCUAAGGGAAUCGCCAAGUUGCAGCUCUUGGUGGAUUAUAUAAGAGAGGAAGAUGCUGUCAACGAGAGAGGCGUGACUUACAGACCAAUUUUCUCCAGUGAUUUGGAAUUGAAUGCAUCCACACAACCUUCUGCCACCCAGCCUUAUGAGUCUAUUAACAGAAGAUUGGGAACUUGA
Sungouiella intermedia is the source of this 828-nucleotide messenger RNA. Lineage: Eukaryota; Fungi; Ascomycota; Pichiomycetes; Serinales; Metschnikowiaceae. The record is from the annotation of a GenBank genome assembly.